AUGCGAUGCUGGGCGGCAGCGCUCCUCUGCUGCUGCUACACACGAGCCGGCUCCCUCGUCGACGACCCGAUCGGCGCGGACGCCAUCACCUACCUCGACGGUGGCACGUGGUCCUGGUAUCGCGACGACGACGGCUUCACGAUAUCGGCGUCCGUGCCCGGCGACGUCGUCACGGACCUGGAGCGGGCCGGCGCGAUCGGCGACCCCCUGCGGGACGACAAUUUUGUGCGCGACGCGCCGGUCUGGAACCGCACGUGGACGCUGCGGACGGCCUUUGAGGCACGGAGCGACGCGGCACGCAUUUUGCUGGUGUUCGACGGUGUGAAGAUGGGCGCGACUGUCACACUGAACCACGUGCCGCUGGGGACGGUCCGCGACCAGUUCCUCCGCUACGUUUUUGAUGUGAGGAACGCGUCCACGGACCUAAUUAGGGAGACGAACAAGCUCGAGCUGAUCUUCGAUCCAUCGAUCGACGUCGGCGGCCGGUUCGCGGCGUGCUCGGGCGGCUGGGACUGGGCGCCCUACAUAAGUACCAAACAGGGCCGGGCCUUCACGCGGGGGCCCUGGAAGAGCAUAUACCUGGCAGAGAGUGGUUCUGGAGUUUUUGUCACGCACCUCGUGCCGCGAAUUACGUAUCGAGGCGCGUACCCGACGGAGCCACUCGCCGAUGGCGAUUUCGACGUCGCCGUCAAGAUUUAUAUUGAUGCGGACCGGCCGGCGUCGUUGCAAGUGACCGCGACCGGCAACUGGUCCACCGAUUCCAUGCAAGUGACUGUAGAUGUAGCGGCGGGAGAGAGCACGCUGGCCCUCGACCUACCGAGCGCCUCUAACGUCGCCCUCUGGCGGCCGAACGGACUUGGAGCUCGCGCGUUCUACGAGGUUUCGGUGGAUACGAACAGCAUCACGACGAAGCGCCGCGUCGCCUUCCGGACCGUCGCCCUCGUCACGGGCGACGACACGGACCCAGCAUACAUAUCAAAGUCAAAGAACGCCUCGGGCACGGCGUCCCACGGCCUCUUCCUCCGCGUGAACGGCGCCGCGCUCUGGGCGCGGGGCGCGAACGUCGUCCCGGUCGACAACCUCGAGGGGCGCGACACGGCCGAACGGCAGCAACGGCUGGUGGCGAGCGCGGCCGCGGCCGGUUUCAAUACGGUGCGCGUCUGGGGCGGCGGCGUUUUCUUACCAAGGGCCUUCUACGACGCGUGCGACGAGCGCGGUCUCCUCGUCUACCACGACUUGAUGUUCGCCCAGAGCGGCCACGCGCCCCGCGGCACAAUCACUGAACGGAACGAGAUCCGGCACCAGGUCCGCCGCCUCAGUUCUCACCCGAGUUUGUUUAUGUGGAGCGGCUGCAACGAGUGCACGGACUUGAGCAUUUACGUGGAUUUGCUUGGUGUGAUAGCGGCGGAGGAUCCCACAAAAGCGAUCUGGCCGGCGUCGCCGUCAAAUGGCUGGGUUUCCGGCGUCGCGCGGCUCUGGGCCACGCCGGACGGGACGGCACUGCAAGCGCGGGACUCCGGGGCGAUCGAGGCGCACGGGCCGUAUAUAAGAGGAGGCGGCUUUCCGGCCGUGAACGGCGUCACAAAUUACGAGCCCGUGGCGACAUCGGUAAUUUUCGACGAGGGCCCCGUCGGGCUAAGUCACGCGUCUUCAUUUAUUUCGGAGUUCGGCGCCGUGGCCUGGUCCUCUCCCGAAUCCCUCGCCUCCACUCUAUCGCCGCGGUACCGGUCGCUCUUCGGCAAUCAGCCGCCGGACGUCUGUGAGGGCGACGGCUUUCCGAACGUGUGUCGCGGCGGUAACGUGCUGGCGCGGCGGAACUACCCCUGCGCGAACUUUGUCGGGAGCUUCUUCGGUGGCUCGGCGGACUACCUGCGGCCCGGUAGCACACCACCCGCGUUGGUGGCGUACCUCAACACCACACAACACUUCGCUUCAUCGUUGUACCUGUGCGGCCUCGCCAGCGCGUUGCUGAUCAAGAACCUGGUGGAGGCCCACCGCUCGCGCAACGAGCUCGGCCACCUCGUCUGGCAAUUGAAUGAAGUCUGGCCGACGGGCGGCUGGGGCUCGCUCGAGUACGGCGGCCGCUGGAAGCCGCACCACUACUGGUAUGCGAAGAGUCUGUUCCGCGACGUGGUGGCGGCGUGCGACCGGACGGGACGGUGCUACGUGCGGAACGACCGGUCGCACCGCCCGUUCACCGGCGCGGUCAUUAUCGACUCUGUGGACCUCACGACGGGCCGCGAGACCAGGUUCCUGACGAGACGCGUCGCGUUGGCGCCGGGCCCCGCGGUGCUCGAGCGCUUCUCGGCGCCGCUGGGCGCCGUCGACGCGACGCGGACGCUUUGUCUCAUAAAAUGCGUCGACGAAGCGGGGGUCGUCGUUUCGUCUUCCGAGCUGAUCCUGGCACGGCCCGCGGACCUGCGCCUAUCGGCCGCGCAAGUAAAGUACGAAGCGCGCGGCCGCGAGGUCGCUUUGGAGACGAACGCAACGGCCUUGUUCGUGGUGCUCACGACGCGUUCCCUGGGCAGAUUCGCGGACAACGCGUUCGCCCUGCUCCCCGGGCGGCCGAGGGCGCUGGAGUUCCUGCCGUUCGGUGCGUUCGACUCUGGGCUCUUCGCUUCGUCGCUGCGUGUGGAGCAUUUGGCCGAGCGGGUGGGGUUGUUUUGA
This is a messenger RNA of Pelagomonas calceolata, 2667 nucleotides long. Lineage: Eukaryota; Pelagophyceae; Pelagomonadales; Pelagomonadaceae. The record is from the annotation of a GenBank genome assembly.